GUCAUGGGACUACAGCAAACUUUACCAUGGGAAUUUAGUAAUGCCUCAUCUUUUGCGCUCCCACUGACACUACAGGAACUUUGUUCCUAAUCAAUGUGUGUAGCACGAUUUUAGACAAACAAAGGCGCAAUAAAGUGCACUCUAUGUCUUCCGUGGCUUUUUGAUCAUUGAUACGGAGAUGAUGGAGUUGCCACAUGGGAAUGCACAAGGAGAGUGUCAGCUCGGCCGGUCAACUGUUGAAGGCUGUUCGAGCGGAGAGUCUUCAUUCUCACUUGAGUUGAGUGCAAGGAAGAGACUGUCAGUGGAGGAGGAAAGGUGCGCCAGUAGACCACCACCUGAAGGCGCAGGAGCGGUGAGCGUCUCUGAAUCAGACAGAGAUGAGGCGAAGAAAUAUCUGUGCAAGCAAUGUCAGAUGACUGUUGCUGAACUAAGGAGGCAAGCCCUCGCUUUGGCCGACCCCACUUCCUUAAAGGACUCUGGAUUUGCUUCCUUCAUCAUUGACCAGCUGCAGAUGCCUGAUUGGCUGGUGAAAGGUGGGCAUGAUGGAACAAAUUGCCAGGUGUGUGCCACACCAACACAGCAGCUGAGACAGCAGGCACUCCAGACCCUCCAAGAACUGUGUCUGGUUUCUGACAUGCCAUUCCUUCCCACCAGCACCUUCCCUGGGCAUCCCACCAGGCUGACCACUCAUAGUGUGGUCACUCUUUCCUCCAGAUCUGCCAAAUCCAGGAUACCUCACCCUGCACAUAGUGUCCUACCUGUGGGGGAAAGAAGGCGUGAGCUGGGAUGGACUCAGAACCCAUCUUCCAGUGCUUCUGCAAUGAAGCCAAGCGUGCAGGUGACCAUGGGUGGAAGACCUUUGACGGGUGCCAUCAGCUCAGUCACCAUUCAGGCCCAGCAGUACCUGGAGGGCAUGUGGAGCAUAUCACGCGUCAAUAACUUCCUGCCUCAGCCAAGCGUGACACAAGGUGUUAUGAGUCAAGCAGAGCAGAACAACUGGCCCUCAGAAAAUGCCGUCUCCAGAGUGUCCUUGACUCCCUCCAGACAAAGAAGUCCGGUUCAGUUUGGUCAGGCCAUGCCCCCCUCCACCAACCAGCCAACCUCAGCUGCGGCAUCCUUCUUCAUCAGGGCUGCUCAGAAGCUGAAUCUGUCAUCCAAAAGGAAGAAGCAGCAGCCACCACUUGUAUACCCCCAGGAACCAUCCAUCUACCCUACUAACUUUAGUGCUGUUCUCCAGUUCUCCCCUCCACCUGCUCCACCAUGUCUGCUCAGGGCGGGGUCAAAGGCCAAGGAGAACCCUGGCAUGGGCAAGGUCAAAGUGAUGAUGCGGAUUUGUCCAUCUAUGGGGGUUCUAGAUUCAUCUGAGUCCAUGUCCUUCUUGAAGGUGGACACUCGUAAGAAACAGCUGACCCUCUACGAUCCCUCCCUCAACACACAGCCCACCUCAGUGCACAGACGUGCAGCGCUUCCUGCCCCAAAGAUGUUUGCAUUCGACUCAGUUUUUUCCCAAGAAGCCUCUCAAGCUGAAGUUUGCUCAGGGACAGUGGCUGAAGUUAUUCAAUCAGUGGUGAACGGAGCUGAUGGAUGCAUAUUCUGCUUCGGUCAUGUCAAAGUUGGCAAGACAUACACCAUGAUUGGCACAGACAGCUCCACCCAGAGCCUUGGCAUUGCGCCCUGUGCCAUCUCCUGGCUGUUCAAGCUCAUCAACGAGCGUAAGGAGAAGACUGGCACACGUUUCUCUGUACGGGUGUCAGCCGUGGAAAUCUACGGUAAAGACGAGAGUCUGCAGGACCUGCUGUCAUAUGUCCCCACAGGCAGUCUGCAGGAAGGCCAGUCUCCUGGUGUCUACCUGCGGGAAGACCCCAUAUGUGGUACACAGCUCCAGAACCAGAGUGAGUUAAGGGCACCCACCGCAGAGCAGGCCGCCCUGUUUCUUGAUGCAGCCAUUGCAGCACGUAGCACCAGCCAGCCAGAUGCAGAUGAGGAAGACCGUCGCAAUUCCCACAUGCUGUUCACCUUGCAUGUCUACCAAUACCGCAUGGAAAAGAGUGGCAAGGGUGGAAUGUCUGGUGGUAGGAGCCGGUUGCAUCUGUUUGAUCUGGGAAGCUGUGAGAAGGUGCUGAGUAAAAGCAGAGACGGAGGAGGUCUGUGUCUUUCUCUUACUGCGUUGGGCAACGUCAUACUGGCUUUGGCCAAUGGAGCCAAACAUGUUCCAUAUAGAUAUAGCAAGCUCACAAUGUUACUGCGUGACUCUCUGGGGAACAUCAACUGUAGGACAACAAUGAUUGCCCACAUAUCGGACUCCCCUGCCAAUUAUACAGAGUCUCUCACCACCAUUCAGUUGGCCUCCCGAAUCCAUUGCAUGAGGAAAAAGAAAUCAAAGUAUGCAUCCAGUUCUUCUGGAGGAGAGAGUUCCUGUGAUGAGGGAAGGAUCCGUCGACCACCACACUUGCGGCCUUUUCAUCCCCGGACUGUUGCCCUUGACCCAGAUUUACCAUCAUUGCUCAGUGAUCCAGACUAUUCUUCAAGCAGCGAGCAAUCAUGUGACACUGUUAUUUAUGUUUGCCCUGGUGGCACUGCCAUCUCUGAUCGAGAACUCAGCGACAAUGAGGGUCCCCCAGCCUUUGUUCCUAUCAUCCCUUCUCUUAACCGCAAGCACAGAGGAAAAGAAGGCCCAGUUGACCGAGAUCACUUCAAAUGCAACACCUUUGCUGAGCUUCAGGAGCGAUUAGAAUGUAUCGAUGGUAGUGAGAAACCUACAGCUUUUGUUGGAGAGUCUGGAGAAAAUUCUACAAGCCAUAAAAUGGACUGUUGUGCAACCAAGUUGAAAGAAGGUUCCAGUUCUAUUUCGGUUUCUCCAUUUUUAUCAACACAGGACAGCAUAUCAACAAAGUCCAUUUCUGUUGUCAGUAAACUGCCCAGCAGUCCAAAACACAAGUCCAGAUCAGAACAUUCCAAGUGUCAAAGUGCCAUCACAUCAGACAAAGAUCUCAAAGACAUGUCUGAGAGUGUGUGUAGAACAAGUGCAGAUGGUGAAAAGGUGCAAAUGUCAGAAAAUGGAGCCCUUUGCACCCCAGGAAAACAAAGUAAAUCAACAGCAUCCCCAAACUCAGAGCCUGUGGUUAGGGAAAAAACAAAUUUCAAUAAAAAACAGUUACCAAAGCCUUCUCCCCCUCCACCACAACAACGAGAUUAUGUCAGGAUCAGUAGUGACACUGAAGAAAAGUCUGCCACAAGGAUACCACCAAUUGGGAUGAGCCAUCAAAAAAGAGGGGAUUCAAAUGAGAAUUUGCCUGUCAGGGUACAUCAUCUUAACCCCAGGACUCCUGUUGAAGUAAGGUCCAAUCUUAGUGAAAGAUACAUGGACAAGGACAUCUUAAAGACAACUGUUACCCUCCAACAGCCAGUGGAGUUGAAUGGUGAGGAUGAGCUUGUGUUUACUCUUGUGGAAGAGUUGUCUAUUGGCAGUAUUGUAGACAAUGGGAGGCCCUCAAGUAUAGUUAGCUUCAAUAGUGAUUGCUCUUUACAGGCACUUGCCUCAGGAUCACGACCAGUAAGCAUCAUUAGCAGUAUAAAUGAUGAGUUUGAUGCAUAUUCCUGCAGUGUUGGUUCCUCAGAGCCAAACAUUAAAAUGGUGGCACCACUGCAGGAGAAAACCUUUGCUUCACUGGGGAGCCGUGGGUCUUCUAUCACCUCAUGGCUCAGUGAAGUAAGUGUCUGUACACUUGAGAGUGAAGGUGCCCAAUCAGCAGAUGUUUUUCUCCCUCAUGGGACUCAUACUGGCCCAGACUGCAGUUUUUACUUUGAAUCUCUAAGCCUGUUCCAAAGCAGGCCACAGAAGGAGUCUAAAAACUCUUUGAAUGAUAGUGGCUGUAGCUUCUCAGAGUUGGAUAGUGACAGUGCUACAUCAAGCAAACUCUCCCUUAGCAAGUGCCCAUCCUUUCCAGAGGCCUCUAAAGUACCUGCCAAUAGUUUACCAAAACUGGAAAAGGCAAAUACCAUUCAUUUAUCUGAUCCCCAGUCCACACGAGACCCUCAAGUUGUCCAGCGCAAUCUUUCCAGGAAAUUAAAACCUACCUCAUCCAUAACCCAGAAUAGCAGUAUCAGUGGAAGCAGCACUAGUAGCAGUUGGAGACGUGAGCCACCUAGGCAAGACUGCAUACCAGAUAAUUCAUGGCAUAGAAUAGAUAGCUCAUUGGAGUCUUCAAUAAACUCUAAUUCAGGUUCUUCAUCCAAACUGGUUAAAAAUGGAAUGAGCAGAAUUCCUGCAAGAAAAUCAGGAGCAAACAGUAACAGUGUACCUCAAAUGCCCCCUAAAACAAUGGGGUCAAACCCAUCCCAAAGGAUAGUAGAUGGAUCUGAAAAAUCCAGCAACAACAGGAGAAUAGAGCCCCCCAGCAAGAUGCCACAGUUCAGACGAGGUGCAACCACACUUGGGACAGUUCCAGUCAUCCAUGCAUCCAUUGAUGCCAAGGUUGUUCAAGAUAUGAGUUCAUCAACAGGCAGUUUGAAGUUCUCCUCCUUGGGAAAAAGUGUAAAGACAAGUAAGCAGGAGGAGAGUAUGUCAAAACCUGGUAAUUUAUCUCCACCUCCCCCUCCGGUUCGCAAAUCCAGUUUGGAUCAAAAUAAUCGAAUCCUGUUUCCCUCAAGUGCCUUAAAGUCUGCUCAUGAUGCAGGGAAAUCUAUAGCACCAAGGGCUACAGGUUCAGAGGAUGACACUGAUUUUUGUUGUAGGGGUGACUCAAAUAGUGCAAUAGCAUCUAACUUAAAGUCAGACCAGAGUUUGAUAAACGUGACCCCCAAUCUUAAGGCUAGAGGAGCUAGAAGAGAUAUAGGACAGCUGUAUGGAAGCCAGAUAUCUCUUUACAGAUGUGACAGUUUGUCAUCUUUGGGGUCUAAACCUGCUCUUAGUCGAGAGAACAGUGGAGCUAGUCUCAACAGCAAGUCAAGUAAGUCUGUCAGCAGACCUGUUGCCACCUCUUUCCCAAUUUCUACCUCUCCAACUUCUUGUAUAAACCCAGUCACCACUGGAAAAAGUGGGCUUGUCAAAGGAAGCCUUACUGCAAGACCAGUACCUGUAAAUGGAAACAAAUCUCGUACAUUGUCUGCAAGCAACUCCAAAGCCCUGAGCUCAUCCACCAAGUCUCUUGCUGUUCCUGCAACAAGAAAUGUCAACCUUCCACCUUCAGGAAAGAAUGCAUUACCUCGAGCAAUGGUUGAAGGCAAUGGUAGAUCUACAAGAGGAACUAUUAUGGGUACCAAGCAAGCAAUGCGGGCAGCAAACAGUCGCGUUAGUGAAUUAGCAAUGGCCAAUCCUUCUGGAAAACACUCAAGGGUAUCAGGUGAUUCAGACAGUGGCAAUGACAGUGGAGUCAACCUCAAUGAAGACAAGCAUACCCCCAUCCCCAUUCUCCCUUCCCCAUAUAGUAAGAUCACAGCCCCCAGAAGACCUCAGCGCUACAGUAGUGGGCAUGGAAGUGAUAACAGUAGCAUCCUAAGUGGGGAGUUACCUCCUGCCAUGGGACGAACUGCACUCUUCUACCACAGUGGAGGAAGCAGUGGUUAUGAGAGCAUGAUUCGUGACAGUGAAGCAACUGGCAGUGCCUCUUCAGCCCAUGACUCCGUGAGUGAGAGUGGGAUGUCCUCCUCUGGUCGCACAAGGAGCUCCAAGUCACCCAAGAAGAGAUCAAAUGGCCUCCAGAGGCGACGUCUCAUCCCAGCUCCCUUGCCAGACACCUCAUCUCUGGGUAAGGCUGGAACCACAGGCCAGUGGGUGGACCUUCCCCCUAUGUCUGGACCACUGAAAGAGCCUUUUGAGAUCAAGGUGUAUGAGAUUGAUGAUGUGGAGCGGCUUCAGCGCAGAAAACAGGAGAAGGCAGAUGAGGGCCUAAUGUAUUUUAACACUAAAUUGAAGAUUCUUGAGAAACGAGAGCAGCAGAUCAAAGAUCUCAGAGCCAAGCAUAAGACUCUGAAAGACGAGCUUGAGGAAACCAAGUCUAGACUAAUGAUGGACCCCAGCAAGUGGAUAGGAGAGUUUGAGGUAGAACAGGAUAUGGAUCAGGAGUCGCAGGAGUACCUAGAGGCGUUGGAGCAGGCGACGGCAGAAUUGGAAUACUGCGUCAACCUAUGCAAGUCCCGUGUCAUGAUGGUAACCUGCUUCGAUAUCCACAUAGCAUCUGAUUUGCAGGAAGGUCCGCAAGAAGUGGAGGUAUAAGAACUGGAUGUGGUGAUUGAUGUACAGAAUAAAGAGAUGGAGAGAUGGAGAAAGAAAGACAGAACCCAGGAUGUCUAAACGGAAGGAUAUUAAAAUGUAGCAGCCUGUCUGGCGAUUCCGAGAAACAAAAAUGGAACAAAAGGAAGAUCAUAAUAAUAGGACGGAACACUGAAUUUUGCAUGAAGAAGGAACUUGUUAUCUUCUGGAAAAGAGAAAAUAGUUCUGGUAAAAUGCAGUGCCUCAUUACAAACGUAUUGUAUAAACUCAAAUGGAAAGCAAACAAGCUUUGGUGCGUUUGACACGUUUCCUGACCUGAGAAAAAAGAAAAAUCAUUCUCAUUUACCGAAGAGUUAUUCAACCACACCACAAAGUGCCUUUUUCAAAUGACUGUUUUGUAGACUGUUUGUCAAUCAUUAUUUUUUUUUCUACUGGUGCUAGUUCUAAGACCAGCAUACCCAAGCCGAACUAUUUUUUACAUUUAUUUGAUUGCAUUUUAUAGUGUAUUUAUAUAAUCAUGCAGUGUGAAAAUGUCAUUUUGGGUGGGAAAGGAGAGCAAUAAGCUGAUUUUCCACAGUUUGCCUUUGCCUCUUAAACUAUCACUUCUGUCAGCAUAUUGUUAUUAAACAUUUUGAGCCUUACGUUCUAUUUCUUGUUAGUGUAUGAUUGAUUUUUUACAUCUUGCAAAUAAAAUGUCUUUUUAAGGAACACAGUUAAACUAUUGUUAGUCUCAUGUAAUGCAAGCCAGUUUCUCUAAAAAUAUUUCCCCAAUCUCAUUUGGUUGCCUUGAGUAUUCCAAGCUGGAAAAUUGAUGCAUAUCGAUAUGCAUCCAUUUUCCAGGAUUUUCACACCCACCCCCCCCACCCCCCCACCCCACCCCCACAGAAGGUGAAAAGUGGCCCGACAGGUGCUUUGCAUCGGGGCCUGUAAGAUCCAAGUUAUGCCACUGGUUUGAGAUGGACUAUCUGUUUGUUUCACCAAUGGAAGUUGGUGGGUGUUUUCAGGAAACCUGUGAAAUAGUCAUCAUUUUGUGACGCUAGUGGCACGGAAAUUACACACUUCACCUUUAACGUGUUGAUUUCCCUUUAGAAACAACAAUUACAGAAAGAAUCACUUGUGAUGUAUUGAACUGGUACUAGAUUUACCUAAAAGGUGCUCAAUGUGAAUGUAAAUUCAAACAUUUUAGUGAACAACACAAAAAAAAGAAUGUAAAAUUUCAAGCCUCAAUAAUGGUCCUCAGCAGAUAAAUAUGUAUUCAUUGUGCAUCAGCUGAACAUUGUUAUGUUAACAAUAGAUGUGUCUUGUUGGAUAGGUGCAUUCUAUUAAAAUGCAGAUUGAGCUGUUGUUUACUUUAAAUAGUCACUUCAGCAAAGAGCAUUCAUCAGUGUAAUCUGACAUGUCUAGCCCAGCCUCUCUCUGUGGAUGCAUUUUGAUCUGCAUUAAAGAGCUGGGUGAGGUGACAUUUGUGCAGUACAAGACAGAGUCAGUCCUCUCUAAUACUAAUUAGACAACAACAACAGUGACUUGAAAGGAACCUUAAAAUAUCUGAUGAGAUUUGGCCCCUUCAGUGGCAUAUGUGAUAAUAUUGAUAUCCUUCUGAAGACCAGUUUAGACCAGCACACAUUUGUUGACCAGCAUGGUCUUUCUGGUGAAGCUGGGUGACCAAGGAAGUCUUGCUGUUUUGAGAUAAAUAAGACGCUUGGUAGGGACACCAGCAUAUCAGCAUCCCAUGUUGAAGACCAACAUCCAAAACACAACAUAUAGAUCUACUGGUGACUAACUAUGCUGGUCUUUUCAGCAGGGUAAGACACUUAAAACAUACUAAGGGAAGGUUCUUCUUGAAUGUCAUAAAAAUGAUCUUACCUGACCUGUCCAUGUCUCCAAACAUUAUGAACACCACCAUGCAAUGGUUCAGUUGAUGACACGCUGCAGUUUUUUUAAGACGUACACUGUGGAUGUAGAUCCAGGCCUUAGUCCUAUGCAUACAUGCAAUCAUGGUCCUAAUCAAACAACUUCAAAAUGCAACAGGAAGCAUUUAGCACAAAUGAUUGUCUUGAGAGCUAGCCUUCACCCGUUUCAGAAUUGUACGAUCAAUACCUUAUAGUGCUUCGGGUGUUAAACUCAAUGUGCUGUUUAAUAACUGCUGUAAAAAACACCUGCAAUUUUUUAUUUAUGUCAAAGAAGCUGAACUUUAGUGGAGAAAGUGAUUCAAUGUUUUCACAUGUAGCUGCCAGAAUGGCUUUCAUGUUUAUUUUCAGUUGAAGUACGGUUGUGAAUAACCUUUAGAUCUCAUACAAUGUUCAAGUUACUUUUUGUCAUUGACAUGAGAAAAAAAAAAUCCUGGAUUUAUUUACCUUUAUAAACAUACUCUCAUGCCCUUUUUCAAGAUGCUGCAUGAGAUUUGUAUUUUUUCUAAACUUUUUCAUUUUAUUUGAGUUUUGUAAUAAUUAUGCUGGCAUUCAUUAUACUUUAUGAACAUGGAUUUAACCGACACCAAACUGAAACUUGCUUUGAAAGCUGACAAUGUAUGUUGAGUCAUGUUUCAAAUGUAAGCAUAUUUUUUAACCUUUUUUUAUUUUUAUUUUAUUUUUUUUUAAAUAAUUUUCUGACCCUGUGUAUAAAUGUAUAUGUUGGCAGCUUGGGAUAACACUGUUUUUCUUGUGAAUAAAAAUGUCC
Molecule: messenger RNA, 8887 nt
Organism: Myxocyprinus asiaticus (Chinese sucker)
Lineage: Eukaryota; Metazoa; Chordata; Actinopteri; Cypriniformes; Catostomidae
Product: kinesin-like protein KIF26A
Exons: 15
Coding region: 179-6214 (2011 amino acids)
Biological process (GO): microtubule-based movement
Molecular function (GO): microtubule binding; ATP binding; microtubule motor activity
Source: RefSeq, a predicted model, not a curated record